AUGAGCGGUCGCGAUGAUCUUGCUGCGCCACCUGCACUCGGCACUGCUUUGCUACUCAUGGGUGUGGAGCGCGUCGGCGUCCCGGGCGGCGGCGGGGCGGCGCUCAAUGGCGGCACGCCGCCCGCGGCCAGCGUGCCGCCGCCCGACCGCCCCGACGAGCCUCCUCGCAAACGCCCCAAGCUGCCCUCCGUCGAUGACAUCGCCGCCCUGCGUCGCCGCAUCAUCGAGUGCGAGCUGCUACGUCUGAGGAAUCUGCGAGAAAGGUUCACCGAGCAACUGAGCGAGCUGUACUUUCUGCAGGCGGGCGGCAAUAUGAUGGACUACGCGGUGUGGCGCAAGCGGCCGCCUGCGCCGCAGCUGGUUACGUUCCUGGAGGCGCGUCGGCCGGCGGCCGUGAGCGCGCUGCCCUCCCCGCCUCCCGCGCCGCCCGCCGCGCCGCCCCCCGCGCCCUCGCCCGCCGACGAGAUGGUAGAGAAGGCCAAGCAGGAGGCCUACGUGGCGUCCCGCGUGGCCGAGCUGGCGCGCGCGGGGCUCUGGACCGAGCGGCGCCUACCGCGCGUCAUGGAGCCGCCGCGCCCCAAGUCGCACUGGGACUACCUCCUGGAGGAGAUGGCAUGGCUCGCGCAGGACUUCGCCCACGAGCGCAAGUGGAAAAAGCAGGCAGCAAAAAAGUGUGCUCGAGCUGUACAAAAGUAUUUUCAAGACAAGGCAGCGGCGGCACAAAAAGCGGAAAAAGCGCAGGAGCUGCAAUUGAAAAAAAUCGCUGCAUUCGCUGCAAGAGAAAUACGAACAUUUUGGUCGAAUGUAGAAAAGCUGGUGGAGUGGAAGCGCGUGAGGCGAGUCGAACGGGCUCGUAAGGAGGCUCUGGACGAGCAGCUCAGUUACAUCGUGGAUAAGACCGAGAGAUAUUCGCGGCAGCUCGCCGCCAACUUGCACGCGCCCGCCGCCGCGCCCCCUCUGGACACCCCCCCCUCCGACGAGGAGUUCGAGCCUCGCGACGAUUCCGACGACGACGAGGAGACUAUCGCCGCCGCCGAACGGGAGGUGCAACACGAGCCCGACGAGCUCGAAGAGCUGCGGCGCGACUCGAAUCUGGCGCUCGGCGACCUGCUGCCGCCCGGCUACCUCGCCGCGUCGCCGCCGCCGUCCGACUACGGGCCCGACGAGGACGAGUCCGCCGACGACGAGAGCACGAUCGCGGCGCAGGAGAGCUUAGAGCGCGAGCGUGACUCUGCCGUCGACCCCGAAGCAGAACUCGAGGUGCUGCGGCGCGACGCCGACGUCGACCUGGACGAACUGCGCCGACGCUACGCCGCGCCGCCGCCCGCCUCCGAUCACAGCGGUCGCACCAGCCGCUCCUCGUCCGCCACGCCCUCCGACUCGUCGUCGUCGGAGGCGGAGGACGCGGCCGCGCUGGAGGCGCUCAUGGAGGAGGCGCCGGCGGAGGCGGCGGAGGGCGGCGAGCGGCGCGUGGAGGCGGCGGCGUCGCUGGCGGCGUCGCUGCAGCCCACGGGCACGACGCUGUCGGAGACGGCCGUGGGCACGCCGGUGCCGCGCCUGCUGCGCCACGCGCUGCGCGAGUACCAGCACGUGGGGCUGCACUGGCUCGCCACCAUGUACGCGCGCGGCCUCAACGGCAUCCUGGCCGACGAGAUGGGGCUGGGCAAGACCGUGCAGACCAUCGCGCUGCUGGCGCACCUGGCGCUCGAGCGCCACGACUGGGGCCCGCACCUGGUGGUGGCGCCCACGUCCGUGGUGCUCAACUGGGAGAUGGAGUUCAAGAAGUGGUGCCCCGCCUUUAAAAUACUGACUUAUUACGGCACCAUAAAGGAGCGCAAAAUGAAACGUGUGGGUUGGACUAAAGCGAACUCGUUCCAUGUGUGUAUCACCUCGUACAAACUCGUAGUGCAGGACCAUCAAAGUUUUCGUAGAAAACGGUGGAAAUAUCUAAUACUCGACGAAGCACAGAACAUUAAAAAUUUCAAAUCUCAAAGGUGGCAGAUGUUAUUGAACUUUCAAACAGAGAGGCGGCUGUUGCUGACGGGUACGCCGCUUCAAAACAGUUUGCUGGAGCUGUGGUCUCUCAUGCAUUUCCUUAUGCCUGACGUGUUCGCGUCGCACUCGGAAUUUCGCGAAUGGUUCAGCGAAGUGGGCGGCAUCGCCGAGGGCUCCGCGCGCUACAACGAGGCGCUCGUGCGUCGCCUCCACGAGGUGCUGCGGCCCUUCCUCCUGCGCCGCCUCAAGCUCGACGUGGAGCGACAGAUGCCGCGCAAGUACGAGCACGUGCUCAUGUGCCGGCUCUCCAAGCGCCAGCGCUUCCUCUACGACGACUUCAUGGCGCGCGCCAAGACUCGCGAGAGCCUCGCGUCGGGCAACCUGCUCAGCGUCAUCAACGUGCUGAUGCAGCUCCGCAAAGUGUGCAACCACCCCGACCUGUUCGAGCCGCGGCCCGUGUCGUCGCCGUUACAGCUGCCGGCGCUGCGCUACCGCGUGCCCGCGCUCGCGCUCGACGCGGGCGUCCCCGAGCGCGCGGAGCUGGCGGCGCGCCUCGGCGGCGACCUCGCCACGCUCGAGGCCGAGGGCGCCGGCGCCUUCGCGGCCCACCGCGCUCGCCACCUGGCGCCUCCGCGCCGCCUCGUCGAGGAGCUCACCGAGCACGAGCGCCGCGCCCCCCCUCCGCGCCCGCCACCCGCGUCGCUGCGCUUACAUCUACGGCUCGUGCCGCGCGCUCCCCCGCGUAUCGCCGCCCCGCCGCCCCUCCCGCCCCCGGUGACGCUGUCGACGCCGGGCAGGCCCGCCGCGAGCCCGGCCGCCGCGGCCCCGGCGCCGGGCCCGGCGGGCGCGCCGGCCGCUCCGGCGGCGCGCUUGGAGGCGCGGCGUCGCGCGUGCCUGCGGCGGCUGGCGAGCGCCAACGAGCGGCGCUGCUGGCGCCUGCCGCUGUUCGGCGCGGACCUGCGCGCGGCGGUGAGCGCGGGCGGCCCGGCGCUGCCGCCGCGCGACGUGGCCGACUUGCUCGACGAGUUGCAUCCUCUCAUCGACAGGUUCUGCGUGUGCUGGGCCGGCGCGCGCGCCGCGGCCCCCGCGCUGGUGGCGGGCGGCGGCGCGAGCGCGCGCGGCUGGCGGCGCCGCGCCUCCCUCGCCGCGCGCGCCGCCGCGCCCCACGCGCGCGCGCUGCUGGCGCUGCUGCACGCGCCCGCCGCCAGACACGCCGUGGCCUUCCCGCACCCCUCGCUGCUGCAGUACGACUGCGGUAAGCUUCAAACCCUGGACGGGCUGCUUCGGCGACUGAAGGCGGGCGGGCACCGCGUGCUUAUCUUCACGCAAAUGACGCGCGUGCUGGACGUGCUGGAAGCCUUCCUGUCUCUGCACGGCCACACCUACCUUCGCCUGGACGGCGCCACGCGCGUAGACCGGCGCCAGCCGCUCGUCGACCGCUUCAACGCCGACCCGCGCGUCUUCGCCUUCAUCCUGUCCACGCGCAGCGGCGGCGUCGGCCUCAACCUCACGGGCGCCGAUUCCGUCGUGUUCUACGACUCGGACUGGAACCCCACCAUGGACGCGCAGGCCCAGGACCGCUGCCACCGCAUCGGCCAGACGCGCGACGUGCACGUGUACCGCCUCGUCACCGCCGCCACCGUGGAGGAGAACAUCCUGCGCAAGGCCGAGCAGAAGCGUGCGCUCGGCCACCUCGCCAUAGAGGGCGGCCACUUCACCACCUCCUACCUGCGCGGGUCUAACAUCAAGGAGCUCUUCGGGGCGGAAGCGUCGGACGGCGCCGAGGCUGGCUGCACUCCCGAAGCGGGAGCCGGCGUCGAGCUCGAAUCCGCUCUCGCGGCCGCCGAAGACGAGGCCGACGCCGCCGCCGCUCAGGCGGCGCGCGCCGAGGCCCAGGGGGACCUCGCCGAGUUCGACGAGACUCUGCCGCUAGAGGACGAGCCUCGGGCGCGUCCCGCCGACCCCGACGAUCUCGCCGCGCUGAUGAACCAGCUGACGCCGAUCGAGAAGUACGCGAUGCGGCUGGUGGAGAGCAGCGAGGCGGCCACGGCGGCGGAACGCGCGGCGCUGGGCGAGAUGCGGCGCCAGCUGCACGAGUGGGAGGAGGCGCGGCGCCAGCUGCGCAGCGAGUCGCCGGGCGCCGCGCCGCGGGCCGCCACGCCCGAGCUGACGUACGGGCGCGAGGAGGCGCGCGCCAAGUUAUGGGUGAGCGCUUCCGGGACUCACGAACGCAUGCCGAUAUGGUGCCCGCCGACCCCUCCGUCCGGCGACGGCGACGUGUACUGCGAGAGCUGGGCGCGCGCGCUGUACCGGCGCGGAGCCGCCGCCGACUCGCUCCUGCCCGCCGUGCACCGCCGCGAGCCUCGCGCCGCCCGCUCCCCGCGCCGCGCGCGCCCCCCGCCGCGCGCCCCGCACGCGCCGCUCUCGCUGUUCGAGCGCGCCGGGCCUCGCCCGCGGCCCCGCGCGCGUCCGCCCGCCCACGCGCACGCGCACCCUCACCCGCACGCGCCCGCGCCCGACUGGAGCGGCGGCGAGGACGCAGCGCUGCGGCGCGCGCUGCGCCUGCAGCACCUGCCCGCCGAGCCGCCCGCCGCUCUGGCGCCCAACUGGGAGUGGGCGGCCGAGCUGGUGGCGGAGGCGGCUCGGGCCUACCGCUCGCCGCGCGCCUGCCGCGACCGGCACGACGCGCUCGCCGACCCGGAGCGCGCUCGGCGACGACACCGCCGCCCUCCGGCCGCGCGGCGCCGCGCCGACGACGACGCCCCGCGGCCGCCGCUGGCGCGACUCGAGGCGAUGCGCGACGCCGCCGAGCGUCGUCGUGCGGCGCCCAAGCGCCGCCUCGAGGAGCCGCACCAUCACAACCCGAAACACGCGGCGUUGCUCGUCGACCACGGCGUGGACCUCGACGCGCCUCCCACUCCGAUGGAAGUGGCCUCGCGCCGCGCCGAACGCAUCGCCAAGGAGAAGCUGAAGGCGGGCACCGCGACGGGCGCGGGCGCGGGCCCCGCGGCGGCGGGCGCGGUGGCGGCGCCGCAGCGCGUGGUGGUGGCGGCGCCGGCGGGCGGCAGCAGCAAGGCGGAGCUGCCGCGGCGCGUGCGGCCGGCGCAGGAGGGCGCGCGCGGGCCGGCGCCGGCGCAGGGCGCGCAGCCCGCGGCGCAGCUGCUGUAUCGCCAGCAGACGUUCCCCGCUCGCCAUCUAAAGAUCCUUCACCAGACGGCCGCCACCCACGCUCAGGCGCCGGCGACGAGCGCAGCCGCGACGGUGGAGGGCGCGCCCGCGCUGCGCAAGCUGCAGCUGCAGCAGCUCGCCCUGCGCCGCGCCGCGCCCGCCGCGCCCCCCCCGCGCCUGCUGCCGCCCGCCGCGCACCGCGCGCCCUCGCACGUGGUGGUGGCGCACCUGGCGCACCACCCGCCGCACGCGCCGCACGCGCCGCACCCGCCGCGCGCCCCCGACCCGAGACAAUAA
Arctia plantaginis is the source of this 5460-nucleotide messenger RNA. NCBI's taxonomy places the organism in Eukaryota, Metazoa, Arthropoda, Insecta, Lepidoptera, Erebidae. The record is from the annotation of a GenBank genome assembly.